CAAACAAGCAAGCAAGUCAAUUUUGCGUAUGGGCACGAAGCACCACCAACAACCGACGAGAGAGAAGAAGUGGUGUGUUGUUGGUGUGUUGUGGGGGGGCUUUCUGAACGCGUGCCUGGUUUGUUGCAUUACAGGUCUCGCGUCGAACAUAAUACCGUCGCACAGAGAGCGGACAACCAACCAUGGGAGGCGAGGUUGACCAACCUAGAAUCAUCUUGACACCCAUCAUCGAUGAUGAGGAUGCCGCCAGCAACGUCAAGUCCAACUUUGUUCGCACCAUCCCGCUUGUCUCCACGAUUUUGGUUGGGCGCGCAGUGCCAAACAAGCAAGCGCCUGCACCCGACAACGCCAUCUUCGAGAACAAAGUCCUCUCCCGAUCGCACGCCGAAAUCUGGCUCGAAAACAACCUUGUUUACAUCAAGGACACCAAGAGCAGCAAUGGCACAUACGUCAACGCCAAGCGGUUGAGCAAGAGCAACGAAGAGUCUGCCCCCGUUCAGCUCAAGACUGGCGACCAAGUGCGCCUGGGUGUGGAUGUUGUGGAGAGCAAAUCUGCGGUGCACCGGCGCCUGACGCUGGACGUGUGUGUGGUGCUUCCCGCGCUUGUGCGGCCCAUCGAGGACAUCCUGUCUGCGCCAGUCGAGGCAUUUGAGGAUGCAGACAGCGCCGUGCUCCUGGAAGAGCUUCGCAACCUGCGCACGGAGUACACGUCUGUGUGCACGGACUUUAUGCACCUGCACGAGAGCCUGCUGCAAGCGCAGGAGACGGAGGACAAGCUUGGCCAGCGCAUCAAGCAGCUCACAGACACCAUCGUUGACCUCACCACCCUCAUCGACGAAAACGCAGAGGAUACGGUGCACGCCGACCGGCUGCUUGACCGCAUGGAGAUGCUGGAGCAGCAGCUCGACUUCUACCGCCGCCGCGCACAGCAGCUCGUAGACGGCGCCGCCAGCACUGAGGACUCCGACUACGCAGCACAGCAGGAGGUGGUGACGAAGCUGGAGCGGCUGCAGCGAGCGACACCGGGGGCGCUGCUCGCGCAGACACGUGUGAACGAGAAUGGGGAGGAAGAGAAGGGGACGGUGAGGAAGCAAGAGACCGACGACGAGAAGCGUGCAGAAGAAGAAGAGGAGGAGGAGGGAAAGGAGCAACGGGAGGAUGAGUUUGAGGACGUGGAAGAUGAGGAAGAGGAGGAAGCGCACGCAGGGGAGGACGAGGAGGAGCAACACGCAACGGCAACGGGCAAUAGGAGACACGACGAGAAGGUGGCAAAGGAGAGCAGCCCGCACGACGCAGUGCAGGACAAGAAUGUGCCCGCUUCCUCGAGCUCCGCUGCUGAUGAAGGCAAACGCGAAGAACAGCAGCAACAGAAAUCGCAACAGCAGGAGGACGUGCGCGCGGCUGUUGAGACGAGGAGCACGGGCGUCCAAUCAGAUCUCAUCAAAGUGGAAGUCAAGGAGCUCGAGGAUAGAAUUCGACAACUCCAGAAGCAGUUGGAUGAGGCGAAGAAAGACCUGCGCGGCGCUUCGAAACGCGCCGCAACAGAGGAGGAGAAGCGAAAGAAGAAGGAGGUGGAAAUUGCCAACAAGAAGGACGAGCUCAAGAAGCACAAGGACUCGAUGAAGGCGCUGGAUGCCAAAGUGAAGCGGACAGAGACGCUGCUGAAGAAGGCAACACAGGAAGUGACGCAAGCGAGCGAACUUGGAAAGACGCAGGAGCGUACCAUUGCGCAAUUGAAGGAGGCGCUCUCCGCCGAGAAGACAGCAAAGCAGAAGCUGCAAGCACAGCAGUGGUCCUUGACAUCAAAGUCGUCCAUUUUCCACUUGUGCGUUGGCGGCGUUGUUGCCAUCGUGGUGGCCUGGCUGCUCCGCUCAGCAACUCCCGUCUGA
Molecule: messenger RNA, 1889 nt
Organism: Salpingoeca rosetta
Lineage: Eukaryota; Choanoflagellata; Craspedida; Salpingoecidae
Exons: 12
Coding region: 183-1889 (568 amino acids)
Molecular function (GO): protein binding
Source: RefSeq, a predicted model, not a curated record